This is a messenger RNA of Cuscuta campestris, 858 nucleotides long. NCBI's taxonomy places the organism in Eukaryota, Viridiplantae, Streptophyta, Magnoliopsida, Solanales, Convolvulaceae. The record is from the annotation of a GenBank genome assembly.
AUGCAACUUGAGAAAUUAUUACUUGGAUUUGUUGUUUUGGAAAAACCAAGCGCAAGCUCGUGGUGAUCUGGGGUUGCUGAGGGUGUUCUACUGACACGACUGAAGGGAGGGAAGCAACGACUGGACAGAAGGGCGCGUUUACGGCGAAGAGACGGCGGGAAGGAGGGUGCGAGAGCCGCCGCCGCCUUAAAACAGAGUAAUGGAUGCGCCAUGAAGUUCGAAGAAGAGUCGUUGAGCCGCUUGUUGUGCGCCUUCCACCUACCAAAUUCUAUCCAUCUGCUUGCACCCUGGCAAAACUGCAUAGCUAUGCAAGAGGCGAUUCGUGAGGAGAGCUUAAAUGUGAAAUCAGACAAGAUCUAUAUCACUACAGUCGGUGGACAUGAUGCUAAGAAAUCAAGUUCAUGGUGUUAGAGAUCUUGCAUUGAGCCUCCCACGAAUGCAUGGGACUCAGGCGAAAUGUACUAGUAUGAGCUCAAUGUGGGACCCUCAUGAUGAUGAGAUAAGGAAAUUGAGAGAAGAGCUUGAUGAGAUGAUAUCAUCUCAAGCGAGUGAAUUGCUAACGAUUAAAGAAGAGAUGACUCGACUCUAUGGAGGAGUUAUCCCACCAAGAAAUGGAGAUGUAAAACAAAAUGUCUCCCCAUUGGGUCCCUCUCAGGAGGCUGCACCCAGCCAGGCAUCAGGAUGCUGUGAAACUAAGACUCCUACGAAGCUACAAUCGUAAGACGAGGACAACUACACCGAGCACAAUCUAUGCACACGAAGCAAUUUUCCAAGAUGAACAGGGAAACCGUAUACAUGCAUUUUGUGAAAAACAUUUGAUCCCAUACUUCAAGCCUCUAUUAAAAGAGGGACAAGUGC